Durio zibethinus is the source of this 435-nucleotide messenger RNA. Lineage: Eukaryota; Viridiplantae; Streptophyta; Magnoliopsida; Malvales; Malvaceae. The record is from RefSeq and is a predicted model, not a curated record.
AUGGAAACACAGCCACCAGAGAUGCAGCAGGCUUCAAUGCAUAUCUCGGCUGGGACCAUUAUUGUCUACAAGAAUCAAGAAACUGAGUCAAACUGCACCGACUCAUGUGCUGUCUGCCUGGAAGAGUUCAAGGAUGGGGAUCGUUGUAGGGUUCUUUCCAAGUGCAACCAUCAAUUCCAUCAACUUUAUAUAGAUCUGUGGCUGGUUAAGGCCAUGUAUUGCCCACUUCGUCGUGGUUCUAUCCACGAUUUGGAACCAACCACUCCGAUUAACGCACAUGGAAAGCAUGUUGCUGCGAGGUUUAUUGAAGAUUUUCUUUUGGCAGUAGGUUUAUUGAAGAUGAACGGCAAUAGUCUCACGGCGUUAUCUUGGAACCGAAAUCCGUGGCGUGGCGUCUCAAAUCUCAGUUGUUAUUUAUACUUUCCCUUUCUCUAG